This is a messenger RNA of Dendroctonus ponderosae (mountain pine beetle), 3386 nucleotides long. RefSeq names its product zygotic gap protein knirps (gene Eg). The record is from RefSeq and is a predicted model, not a curated record. Gene Ontology annotation, molecular function: sequence-specific DNA binding; zinc ion binding; DNA-binding transcription factor activity. Bases 221 to 1312 code for a protein of 363 amino acids. Lineage: Eukaryota; Metazoa; Arthropoda; Insecta; Coleoptera; Curculionidae. The transcript has 4 exons. Gene Ontology annotation, biological process: regulation of DNA-templated transcription.
CGGGGCGAUUGCAAAUUCGACUGUAACGGUACGCCACCUGCAGGUACCCAAGGUAACCACUUGGUGCUGUGGUACAGCGGGAAAUGAAGCUGCGUUAGUGCAAUCUGUGCGGUUCCCGGAGAAUAUACUGAGUGAUGCGCCUAAAGUAGUACCCGGGCCGAGUGAGAUGACGCGCGUAUUGAGUAAAAUCGAGUUUACGAGAGUUUAUUGAUGUGGAUCAAUGGAUUAUGAUGCAGCUGCUAACUAUGCUAUUAUGAACCAAUUAUGUAAAGUCUGCGGUGAGCCCGCUGCAGGAUUUCAUUUUGGAGCAUUUACAUGCGAAGGAUGUAAGUCGUUUUUCGGAAGAACCUACAACAACACUGGCUCAAUAAGCGAAUGCAAGAAUAAUGGAAACUGCGUCAUCAACAAGAAGAACCGGACCGCCUGCAAAGCAUGCCGCCUGCACAAGUGUGUGCAGGUGGGCAUGUCCAAAAGCGGUUCCAGAUAUGGAAGACGCUCCAACUGGUUCAAGAUCCACUGUUUAUUGCAGCAACAGCAGCAGCAUCAGCAACAGCAUCAGCAACAGCAGCUGCAACAGCCGUCCCAUCAUUCACCUUUUUUGCCCAGACAGCUGGAUGUUACUGCCAAUUUGGCGGCGGCUGCUGGGCUUUUGCGUCCCAAUCCGUAUCUUAGUCCGUUGUUUCGAAAUCCUGGUUCCGUCAACAUCCCCGGGCACCAUCAAGUGCUGCGAGAUACUGCCUCAAACUGCGAGUCAGAUUCGGGAGCCAGUUCAGCUGACCUGGAGGAUGAAGUUAGAUCUGGAAGUGCGCUGAGUUAUCGCCGACCCACUGGGUCGCCCCUCAGCGACCGUUUGAGUAGUGAUACUGAUUGCUUCUCGAGAAGCCACAGGACUUUGAAUCAUAACAACAACAAUAACAACCAUUUGAAGGCAUUGCCUUUGGGCUCUCCAAUUCGACCUCAGCUGCCUCAUGCUCCUAGCAUAUCGCCGGCUUCUCUGCCAGCGAUUUCUCCCAAUGCGCCAGUGCCUCCUUCGCCUAAUAGUUUAGCGGUAGUUCCUAACCAGCGAUGGUUUCCGCCUCCUGUAAUCAGCGAGCAUGCCAUAUUUAGGGAAUUGUGGUUGCGUGGACAACCCACUAUUUCGGAACAAUCAGCUGCUAACCAGGAGCAACCAAUCGAUUUGAGUGUCAAGCAGUGUAAGAAAAUUGAGGUCACUGUGAACGAUAAAGCUGGAAAGCUGGAAGGUGAUGGGGAGAAGGUGGAAGGAGAGUCCAAAGUGGGAGUGCCUUUAGACCUAACCUUAGCUGAGCGCUAGCUUGAGCACCAAUGAGGUAUUUAUGAACUUUCAACAGCACGGCACAUUUCACAUGAGUUGGUUAGGGUUUUUCUGCAUAUUGCAGUUGAUGUGACUUUCCAGCUAAGACUCUAGCGGCUAGGGUCCAAUGGAUCCCCUAGGAAUUGUACUUAUAAUGAUGUAACGAGUGUGAUUUUAAUACGUCCAGGCAGUCUUGCACUGUUGCAUGAGAGCAACAGUGGGGCUGCACAUUUACAUUUUGUACAUAUCAUGUAAAAUGACUAUUUAUUUUUUAUACAGUGUAUUACAAGUACUUAAUUGCCAGUAUCCGUCCAGUAUUGAUGAUGUUUACUAUCCGAGCUAGUACAGGGUGGUCCAAAUUGGUUGUUUUUGACCGUGUGAUGAUUUUUGCACCCAGUGCUUUUCAAAAAUGAGUUAGAGUGUAAAAACAUAUACAAAAAUAUUCAAAUUAAAUCGAAACUAUUGAUAACUUUCUUAUUGGUAACCAUAUCUUGAAUGUUUUCUGGCGCCCUGAUCUGGAGGAAACGGCAAAGCGUUUUGACAGUGGAAGUUCAGCUCUCCUCAAGCAUCCUCAAUGUAUUUUUGGAAUUUGUCCCGUUUUUUCUACUACUAACAGCUUUUUCUGUUCAAUUAAAAUUAUUUAGAAAAUUUUUUGUUUAAAAAGUUGAGUUGAUUUUUUAGAUUAAUUUACCGAGUGCCUGGAAUGAAAACAUCGAGAAUUAGCAUGAAUAUUAAUUUUUUUUGUUAUUACGGAUUUAUUGAUAUUCUAAACAAAGAAAAUAUUUUUUUUGUUAGUUUGCCUUUAUUUGGGAAACGUAUUCUGCUCCUAAAGUCUGAUGUCGGUCAUGUUGCAAUUUUUUAUUCAAAUUUAUAUUUCUCAAACUUUAGUUUGCUGGCUAAAAAAGUUUUGCUAUUCACACAAUUUUAACUUUGUAAAAUACAAUUAUAAUCUAAUGUAUGUACAUGUAAUAAUUUUCUGAUCUGUUCGAUUUGCAAUCAUAUUGCGAUAAAAAGCCUAGAAAAUUGCGACAAAAUCAAUUAAAAUACAUAGAUGAUUCGAAAAGUAGAAAGAAUAAAUAAGCUUUUUCUAAGGAAAAGUAGAAGGAAUUACAACAGCAAACUGUUGCAAGAAAAUUACAAUCUUAAAAAAAAGGUCUAAUUAAAUGUAAUUUAAAUGCAAACACAUGCAUUUUAAUAAUUCAAUGUAGUGACCAAAAUGUCAUAAUUUUCAAGUGAUUUGUUCAAGCAAAAAACAAUUUUUCAGAAUUUCAGAUUUCCGGUCACUCCUUUAGGCGCACUCUGUAUGUUUCGAAGUCCAAAGGUUGCAAAUAGUGUCGACUGAAUUCAAACAGUUUAGAAUUCAAAAGACGUACAAGAAACUCCAGAUUAUGAACAUUAGCAAUUUUAAUUAGACUGUAAGACCGAGUGGUACCUUGCUCGAAAAAUAUCGCAAAAAUGAAUGGUUUUUCUUAAUAUUUCGAAACAAAAUUCUCUCUUGUUUAACUUUUAGGAAACACUCCAUUCGGUCACAUAAUGACCAAUUUGGCCUGUACUAUUUACAAUUAGUGCCCUUUUGUAUGUGAAUUUAGGUGUUUUCCCAGGUGAAUCGCCUAUUCGAACUAUGGCCAGAAUUUAGAAGAAGACAACCUUCUGUAUAUAGCUGAUGUUAAUCUAUAUAUUUACACAUAGACUUACUGAAUUUUACAUCGUUUUCAUUGUGAUCGUUUAGGAAUUGAACAGUUGACACUGUUUUGGAGUUAAUCAAGAAGCACUUAGUUAAUCUCGCGCAUUAUUGAUGUACUUGCAUAAAACGCUUCUUGACUUACAAAAAACAUUCUCAGCUUUUUAUGUUAAAUUAUCUCCUCUUCAUAGGCGUUCAAGUUUGCAAAGUUCCGUUAAAGUGAUCGACGCCUAUGGAUUGGCCAGUACCGCCUCUUAGACAAACUUCUUGUGAGUAGAACUCAAACCAUACUUUUAGUAUUAUUUUGGCCAGUAAUAAUGAGCCCGACAUUGUUUUAUACAUAUUUUUAUAUAAAAUAUUGAUGCUUUUUUAUCGAAUAAAUGUUUUGUUUUA